Anolis carolinensis (green anole) is the source of this 533-nucleotide messenger RNA. RefSeq names its product mitochondrial ribosomal protein L54 (gene mrpl54). The transcript is spliced from 3 exons. Bases 32 to 424 code for a protein of 130 amino acids. Gene Ontology annotation, molecular function: structural constituent of ribosome. The record is from RefSeq and is a predicted model, not a curated record. Lineage: Eukaryota; Metazoa; Chordata; Lepidosauria; Squamata; Anolidae. Gene Ontology annotation, cellular component: mitochondrial large ribosomal subunit.
UAUUGACGUUGCAGUGACGUCACCCGCCGGCAUGGCUACCUCGGCGCUCGGGCCUAGGCUGGCUCUGCGGGUCCGGGGCUUCUUCUUCUCGCUCUGGCCCGGCUUGGGGACCAGGAGCUACGCCAGGAAGGCCGUGACCAAGUCGAAGGGGAAAGGCGUCGCCAAGGAGGCCCUGCAAGGCCCCGAAGUCUGCAAGGACCCCGUCCUGCUCACCACCCACGCCAUGGGGGCCAAUAUCUACAAGGAGGGGCCCCCAGUGGCCCUCAAGCCCGAUGCCGAAUACCCAGAAUGGCUUUUCCAGAUGCAUAUUGGGCCCCCGAAGAAGCUGGAGGAGUUGGAUCCGGAGACUAUGGAGUACUGGCGCCAUUUGCGGAGGCAAACCACCCGGCAGCGGAACAAGUUGCGCAAAGGCCGGCCGUUUUGAGCCCGAGCUUGGCAGGCAAAGCUCAGGCGGACUCAAAAGUGGACUGAUUCCUGUGCCAUUGCUCUUUGUGUUUUCGGUGUAAAUGUCAAUUAAUAAACAGUCGUUCUGA